This is a messenger RNA of Westerdykella ornata, 907 nucleotides long. RefSeq names its product S-adenosyl-L-methionine-dependent methyltransferase. Lineage: Eukaryota; Fungi; Ascomycota; Dothideomycetes; Pleosporales; Sporormiaceae. Bases 74 to 907 code for a protein of 277 amino acids. Gene Ontology annotation, molecular function: S-adenosylmethionine-dependent methyltransferase activity. The record is from RefSeq and is a predicted model, not a curated record. The transcript has a single exon.
GUUGAAUAAACAAUGGCUCUUCUCUCGUUAUUCCCACACGUAACAAUCGCACUGAGUUAUCUGUUUAACCACCAUGGGUCCAAAUAACUUUACACCGAAGCAAUGCCCACAAAAAUCCAAGGCUCUUCUCGACAGCCUCCAAGGGGAUCAAACAACGCAAAUCGCCAGACACGCUCUUUCGCUCAUUCCUGCGAUUACAUCUGAGUCCAUCAUCCACGACAAUGCCUGCGGUGCUGGCCCUGUAACGACACUCAUAGCAGAAUCCUCUACGCCAGCCAAACUACAAGCCACGGACAUUGACGAAACCGUUAUUCAGACCGUAGCGGAAAAAGCAAAACAGCAUGGGUGGAAUUUCGUAGAGACUGGUGUGAUGGAUGCGACGGAGCUCCGUUUCCAAGACAACACUUUUACCCACUCCAUCAUGAACUUCGGCAUUCAAGCAGUGCCGCAACCGCAAAAAGUGGCCGCGGAGAUAUAUCGUACCUUGAAGCCAGGGGGCUCGACCGUUUUGACGUCCUGGGCCUCCACGCCACAUUCCUCGUCUAUCGAAGAUGCUAGUAGAGCUACCCGCGACGGUGAAGGCACCGCUCACUCGGCGAGGUUCCCGCCGCAUAUAUAUACGGUUCUCUGUGUCGAAACGCUUCUGAAGGACGCCGGGUUUAAGUCUGUUUACGUGGAACAGUUCCCAGCUUAUUAUCCCACUGGUAAUGUCAAAUCAUGGGCCGAGAGCAUAUGGGGCCUAAUAGGUGAACCUGUGGGAGGUUGGACGCAGAACGACGAGGAGAAGUGGGAUAAUGCCAUCGCUGAGAUGAUGGAAAGUCUGAAGAACAACCCAGACGUUGAAGUCAACCCGAACGGCAGCGGUGUAAUGAAGUACGUGGCGAAUGUGGCUGUUGCAUCUAAGUGA